AUGAACAAGUGCCACUCGGCGUCGACACAGGUGCGCACGUCGCAUCUGUCGUGCAGUCGUUGCGGCGUGGAGCGCACCGGUCGGUCGCCGCGGAACCAAAUGCAUCGACCGCUUCACUGGUCGUCGUUACCGUUCGAUCUCUGGGCACAAAAGGUACUGCCAUUUCUGACAUGGCGAGACACGAGGGCGCUGGGCCGCGUGUGUUCCGAGUGGCGCAACGUGGCGACGGCCGCCGAGACAAUGUCGUCCGAAUGGCGCACGACGGUACUCGGCCCCGCUGCGACCGUUUCGAAAACUCUCGACCUCGUGCGGUCGAAUGCCUCCCACUGGGUCGACACUCGAUUUGUACCCAACUUGAUACUACUCGUAGCAGCCAGUGACGAUGUCACGCCCUGGCGUCGUGGCCAGUUUUGGCACGACGUUGUAGCCAUAAUGGAACAAGCGAAAUGGGUACCUCCACGUUGCCACUUCAUUGGCAUCUUGACGAGGAAUGCAGUUGUUACAGGAGUGGAAAAAGUGACUGAUAAUGUGGCUGGAGACAGUGUUUACGGACCACCCGGUGGCGUGACCUUGUCAAUUACAGUAGCCCACUUGUCCGACACGACGCUGGAGAUGGCUACAUUUGACCGAAAGAUGCUGAGACGGGCCUCACGAACGCACUCGUUUGUGAACCCAUUUCCUGCCGCCGCUUACGACAAGAAGAUCAACAACGCCGACACUGACUCUGUCCAGCCAUCGUUUCUAUUGUUUGGCAGCAACGAUCAGAGUGCGAGCCAGUUGACUGCAGCAGUGGGCAAUUGGUAUCCAGGAGCUACAGUCGUUGGAGCGGUGUCCUCAUCACUUACUGACCAGUGCAUUCCGCUUGCAACGUACUCUACUGCACAGGCAAUUGGUACUGCACGUGGAAGCCGAAAUCGCAACAAAGUUCGGGCACCGCAGCAGAGAUCGUCUCGUUUGCAGAGCUCAGUCGCUUUUCCUUCGACACUACUGCUUCGGCUGUACGGCCACGUCGGCAUCCGGUCGUUUGCAUCCAGUGGCUAUUAUCCGAUCACGCCCGUAAUGCAAUGUCUGCAGUCGAGCAUAGCCGAUGAGCUGAGCCAAGUCGUGACGCACGACGUUGUUGCGCUACUGGACCAUGAGAAUGGGGGAAAAAGCCGGCAGCUUCGCGUCGUGGACGUCAUUGCGCCGUCUGAGAGACGGAUGAUUGAAGAAGAGGGCAGACGCGUCAAUAUGUAUUCGUGCCAAGACCGUGCACCGCUGGAACACGUGCUCGCCUGUUGCGGUGUAUCUGAAAGCGAGCUGUCAGCGGUCUCAAACUUGGCGCAAAUCGAUCGCUUGGAAGUCGUGUUUUGGUGGCAAGGCAGCUUGAUGUCGCUGUCAGAAAUUGGCUGGCAGAGAAAUGCGUACGGCAUUCUUGCCUCGCAUCAACCGAAAAGAACAUCUCGGGCGCUAGUUGAGGCACUUUGCCGGACAGAAGCCCGAUUGGUCUUGGCUAGUGAGCGUGCAUUCGGUGCGUUUAUAGUUGCUGGAGCUCUGAAUGAAGUCGAGGACGUUGUCCAUGCAAAGAGUAUUGGCGACGUUUGCUCUGACGUCUUGCCGAUGUGUCAGCUUAGUGGAUGUGUUGUGAGCACUAGCGUUGGUCCUGUAGCAUAUCCUGGAGGUGGUCAAUUGACGAACGUUGCGCAAGUCCAGACACAUACGACGUGCGGAGCAGUUUUCUACACGAAGGUAUAA
Molecule: messenger RNA, 1734 nt
Organism: Hyaloperonospora brassicae
Lineage: Eukaryota; Oomycota; Peronosporomycetes; Peronosporales; Peronosporaceae
Source: the annotation of a GenBank genome assembly